CUGGACUUUAGAGACAGAAACACAACAAGACAUUGGAAGGAAAGAAAGCGGCACAAAGAAAUCAGCCUGACAGAGGAGAAAACCCAUCUACAAGACACCAUGAAGACUCUGGCUCUGCUCUCCAUCUGUGCUCUUCUGUCAGUGUGCUGGUCCAUGGGAGCUGUAGAACCUGAGGUCAUCGUGGAUCCAGAAGCUGACACAGCUGCCGAUCCUGCAGUUGAUGCUCCCAAUCCUUCUUCCUCUUCCUCAUCUGAGUCUGAUUCAGCUUCAUCCUCUACAUCUGACUCUACAUCCAACUCUGCCUCUGAUUCAUCAUCACAGUCCUCCUCCUCUUCUGAGUCCUCUGAGUCCUCCUCUGCUGAAUCCUCAGAAUCAUCUGAAUCCUCAGAAUCAUCAGAAUCCUCAGAAUCCAACUCCUCAGCUUCUGACUCCUCAGCAUCUGACUCCUCAGCUUCUGACUCCUCAGCAUCGGACUCUGCUGCAUCUUCAUCUUCCUCUUCUUCAUCCUCCUCAGAGUCUGUCAGUGCUGAAGAUUCCCAUGUGGUUAUGAAGAGAGACCUGGCCUCUAUUCUUCUGAGGAGAGAAAGAGCUGUCCAAGGCCAGCUCAGCCCUCUGCAGCUGGAAAGCCUGCAAGAAGUGUGUGAGCUGAAUGUUGCUUGCGAUGAUAUGGCUGACACCGAGGGUAUCGUCGCAGCAUACACCGCCUACUAUGGGCCCAUCCCUUUCUAAAUUAAACACCCCUUCUCCUUUGGACAUUUUUUAGUGCCUUCUGGUAGAAAUAACACAGAAACAACUCCCUUAGAUAUGGGAAAGAAGG
This is a messenger RNA of Cyprinodon variegatus (sheepshead minnow), 817 nucleotides long. It is a transcript of the gene bglapl, whose product is annotated as suppressor protein SRP40-like. The transcript has 4 exons. Gene Ontology annotation, biological process: regulation of cellular response to insulin stimulus; response to vitamin K; osteoblast differentiation. Lineage: Eukaryota; Metazoa; Chordata; Actinopteri; Cyprinodontiformes; Cyprinodontidae. The record is from RefSeq and is a predicted model, not a curated record. Gene Ontology annotation, molecular function: structural constituent of bone; hydroxyapatite binding; calcium ion binding. Bases 100 to 729 code for a protein of 209 amino acids. Gene Ontology annotation, cellular component: extracellular region.